Molecule: messenger RNA, 699 nt
Organism: Prunus mume (Japanese apricot)
Lineage: Eukaryota; Viridiplantae; Streptophyta; Magnoliopsida; Rosales; Rosaceae
Source: RefSeq, a predicted model, not a curated record
AUGGCUAGUGAUGAUGUAGAUAACUUUUUUACACGUUUAAGUCGCAAGCGUGAUAGUGAUGAAGAAGAAAAUAGGGACAAAAUGUCAAUUAUUCUUGGUACCAUUACAUCUGUCAUUGCUAUAGUUGUAGCAUGGUAUAAUGAAACUUAUCUUGUCAAAGAGCCUUCACGUGAUUGGGAUCAAGAAAGACGAUGUUACUUGAAUCGUCUGUAUAAUGGGAGGGAGGUUGACUGUAUUGAACAAUUACGAGUUAGCAAGAAUGCAUUUAAGAGUUUAUGCACUAUUUUGCAUGGAAAGGAUGGAUUAACUCUAACAAGAAAUGUUUCAAUUGAAGAGUCUGUGGCUAUUUUCUUAAAUAUACUGGCACACAACUUGAAGUUUAAGGCCAUAGGAGCACUAGAUGGAAUUCACAUUCCAGUAACAGUGUCUGCUGAGGAGAGACCAAGAUAUCGAAAUAGAAAGAGAGAUAUUUCCACCAAUGUUUUAGGAGUUUGUGAUCCUGAUCUAAAAUUCAUCUAUGUAAUAUAUGGAUGGAAGGGUUAUGCUUCUUAUGCCCAUGUUUUGCGAGAUGUUUUAGCCAUGGAUAAUCCAUUUCAAGUCCUAAGUGAUAAGUAUUAUCUUGUGGAUGCGAGAUAUGCUAAUGGACAAGGUUUUUUGACUAGAUAUCACUUAAAUGAAUGGAGGUCAUUUGGUUUUUAA